Molecule: messenger RNA, 1533 nt
Organism: Trichoderma atroviride IMI 206040
Lineage: Eukaryota; Fungi; Ascomycota; Sordariomycetes; Hypocreales; Hypocreaceae
Biological process (GO): steroid metabolic process
Cellular component (GO): cytoplasm; membrane
Molecular function (GO): Delta24(24-1) sterol reductase activity; protein binding; FAD binding
Source: RefSeq, a predicted model, not a curated record
AUGGAGCGCCACAAGCAGGCCGUGACCAAGAUUGCCGCCGCCGUCCGGGGCUACUUUGAGCGCGGCGAGUCGUACCGCAUCUUCCACGGCUCGACAAACAGCACUCGCCCUCGUCCCGGUCCCGGCCACCGCGCCGUCGACAUCAGCGCCCUCGGCAACGUCCUGGCCGUCGACCGCGGCGCAAGGACGGCCCUCGUCGAGCCCAACGUGCCCAUGGACCGCCUGGUCGAGGCGACGCUGCGCCACGGCCUGGUGCCGCCCGUCGUCAUGGAGUUUCCCGGCAUCACGGCCGGCGGCGGCUACGCGGGCACCGCCGGCGAGAGCAGCUCGUUCCGCCACGGCUUCUUCGACGAGACGAUCAACUACGUCGAGAUGGUGCUGGGCAACGGCGAGGUCGUGCAGGCGUCGCCCCGCGAGCGCUCGGAUCUGUUCCGCGGCGCGGCGGGCGCUGUGGGCACGCUGGGCGUCACGACGCUCAUGGAGCUCAACCUCAUUGAGGCGCGCAAGUUUGUCCAGACGACGUACCACCGCACACACAGCGUGGCCGAGGCCGCUGCCCGCGUCCGCGCCGAGACGCAGGACCCCAAGAACGACUACGUCGACGGCAUCCUCUUCUCCAAGGACCACGGCGUCGUCAUCACCGGCCGCCUGACGGACGACAAGCCCGACGACCGCAAGGUCCAGACCUUUAGCCACGCCCAAGACCCGUGGUACUAUCUCCAUGUCGAGGACAAGACGCGACACACCUCGGCCGACACGCCGCUCGACGCCGUCACCGACUACAUCCCGCUGGCCGAGUACCUCUUCCGCUACGACCGCGCGGGCUUCUGGGUCGGCGCGCAGGGCUUCACCUACUUCAAGUACGUGCCCUUCACCGGCUUCUGGCGCUGGUUCCUCGACGACUUUAUGCACACGCGCAUGCUCUACCGCGCGCUGCACGCCAGCGGCGAGUCGGCGCGCUUCGUCGUCCAGGACCUGGCCAUUCCCUACGACAAGGCCGCCGAGUUCGUCGACUACACCACCGACGAGUUCGGCAUCUGGCCGCUCUGGCUGUGCCCCCUCAAGGAGACGCCCAACCCGACCUUUCACCCGACGUGCGAGACGGAGACGUCAGAAAACGGCAACACAGUCGUCCCCAAGCCCAUGCUCAACAUUGGCGUCUGGGGCUGGGGCCCCGAGAACCACGACGACUUCAUCACAAAGAACCGCGCGCUCGAGGACAAGCUUGUCCAGCUUGGCGGCCGCAAGUGGCUCUACGCCCACACGUACUACUCCGAGGACGAGUUCUGGCAGGUCUACGACAAGCCGUGGUACCAGGCCCUGCGGGAGAAAUACAGCGCCACGACGCUGCCCUCGGUCUACGACAAGGUCAAGAUUGACAUUGAGGCGAGCAGGAGGGAGCGGCAGCUGUGGAAGAAGUCGCUCAAGAGCAAGUGGCCUGUGGGCGGAUUGUAUGGUAUCUGGAGGAGUAUUCUGACGAGGGACUACAACCUGCAUAGACAUGCGGAGUGGAAAUACAAGGGAGAUGAAUGA